UUAUAUAAAAUUAACUGGACCUAAAUUUUUACCUACUAAUAAAAAAUCAAUUUGAAAGUGCAUCCUCAAUACUAGUAGUGUACUACUAAAAUAAAAGGAACUUGAAUUACUUGCUCCCAAUCUUUUUAUGAAUUCCUUCCACUCACCUAAAAACACACACAAAACAAAAUGGAAGAAAGAAGUGAUUCCUAUGCCGAAGCCCCAAAAUUAAGUCUAUCUUGGUCUACGCAACUUUAUAUUUCUUUCUUGACUGUUACAACUGACUUUGCAUGCCGCCCUAACGGCUCCGUCAACCGCCGUUUCUACAACUUCUUCGACCGCAAGACCAAACCCAAGGCCAACCCCGUUAACGGGGUCACCUCCAAAGACGUCAUCGUUGACGCAGCAAAAGACGUUUGGUUCCGCCUAUUCGCCCCCUCCUCUACCACCGCCCAUGAUGUCACCCUCCCCGUUGUCAUGUACUUCCAUGGUGGCGGAUUUGCAUUCCUCUCCCCAGCUUCCGUCGUUUAUGACGCACUCUGCCGAAGAUUUUGCCAUCAACUCAAUGCUAUCGUUAUCUCUGUCAACUACCGCCUUACGCCGGAGCACCGUUACCCUUGCCAGUACGAUGACGGAUUCGCAGCGAUGAAAUUCCUCGAAGAGAAUCCCUCGGUCCUGCCGGAAAAUGCUGACUUGGCAAAAUGCUUCCUCGCCGGCGAUAGUGCUGGCGCCAAUUUGGCGCACCACGUGGCAAUUCGGAUUACGCAAUCGGAGCUCCGAAGAGUCCGGGUCCUCGGUUUGCUCUCGAUCCAGCCGUUCUUCGGAGGCGAGGAGCGAACCAAGGCGGAGAUCCAACACGAUCGGGUGCCGCUGGUGUCGGUGGCAAGGACUGAUUGGAUGUGGAAGGCGUUCUUACCAAACGGGUCGGACCGGAACCACGGGUCAUGUAACGUAUCGGGUCCAAAUGCUUUGGAUAUUUCAGGGCUUAAUUACCCAAAUACCCUUGUGUUUGUGGGCGGGUUUGAUCCGUUACAGGAUUGGCAAAGAAGAUACUAUGAGUGGUUAAGGAAAUCAGGUAAAGCGGCUCAGCUAAUUGAGUAUCCAACUAUGUUCCAUGCCUUUUAUGUAUUCCCUAAUUUGCCUGAAUCUUCUCAAUUGAUCUCACAAGUCAAAGAUUUCAUCGCCAAUAGGGUGUCUAAUUCCGAAUAAUCAUUAGUAUCAUUAUUAAGUUGACUUUCUUCACAGUAUGCUUAAAAGUUUAUUAAUUUUCUCUACUAGAGACAAUGCUUGAUACCUGUCAUAUGGUAUUAAAAAUAAGACUAAGAUUAAAAUUAAAGUCUG
Arachis duranensis is the source of this 1320-nucleotide messenger RNA. Its product is annotated as probable carboxylesterase 18. The transcript has a single exon. NCBI's taxonomy places the organism in Eukaryota, Viridiplantae, Streptophyta, Magnoliopsida, Fabales, Fabaceae. Gene Ontology annotation, molecular function: carboxylic ester hydrolase activity. Gene Ontology annotation, biological process: pollen tube growth. The record is from RefSeq and is a predicted model, not a curated record. The coding region runs from base 169 to 1188 and encodes 339 amino acids.